AUGCUACAAAGGGCCGCCUUGACAAGUAGCCUGGCAAUAGGUGCCCAACUGGGAGCCUCCUUGGCACCCUGGGCAAGGUGUCUGAGGUGCUCCUUUGGCUGGGUGUUCUNCAGGAGGUGGAGGGGUCAUCCAUUGGCGCUAAGGAGGGGUUCCCCGGUGCUACAAAGGGCCGCCUUGACAAGUAGCCUGGCAAUAGGUGCCCAACUGAGAGCCUCCUUGGCACCCUGGGCAAGGUGUCUGAG
Molecule: messenger RNA, 242 nt
Organism: Ilex paraguariensis (yerba mate)
Lineage: Eukaryota; Viridiplantae; Streptophyta; Magnoliopsida; Aquifoliales; Aquifoliaceae
Source: the annotation of a GenBank genome assembly